CGUAGCUAGACACGUGCUUAUUUCAAUAUGGCAGCUUUCAGGGACCAUGUGAGCAGCAGUUCUAGCAGUGAAGAUGAUAAGGAAAUUCAAAGAUUAAAAGAGGCUGCAUGGAGUUUUACGGAAUACAGCGGGUCCCAUGACACUAUUAUACCAGGUGGAGAUUGUAAAGACCAGCCAAGUCGUCGGAUUAAUGUGUCCCAGCACGAACACGACGGCAAUGAACUCCAGACGACCCCUGAAUUCCGCACACAUGUGGCAAAGAAACUGGGAUCCAUGCUAGAUAGUUACAUUUCAGAUGGUACCAGUGCAGAAUUCCAGAGGACUCCAAGGCUGGACCCUGAGGAAGAGGAUGAUGAUGAUGGAUUCCGGUUGUUCUCCACCUCUGUCCCAGGCGAGGAGAACCUGAAGCCUCUGGCUCUGAGACGCCCUGUUCCCAGCUCCAGUGACAGCGACAGCGAGAUGGAAAUACGACUGCGAGAGGCUGUGGUGUCUGCGUUGGACUUCCUGCCCGCUCCGGCCCUUCCCAGCAUGCCUCAGCCAUCCUCCUCACCCCCCAUCCCCACUGAAAAUCAGAGUAGGACGAAGAAGAGGAAAAAGAAGAGGAAAGCAAAGAAUGGGCGUGAGGCCUUUGUGGAGGAGAGCAGUGUGCACGUCCGAAUGGGAAUCCAUGUGGACAGGGAGGGAGAGGCCCAGACCCACGAUCAUGGCAGGAACACUGCAGAUACACAAGGGGCGCUCAAGGCCGCCUUGAACUCCGAGUCCACACUGCUGCAGGAUGAGAUCCCAGUGAAGAAAAAGAAAAAGAAGAAAAAGAUGAGAUCUGAGGUAGAGGGGUGAAGGUGGACCUCCGUCGGCCAGCAUGGAGGCAGUGCGGAGAGUCUCUUAAAGACGCUGUGUGGAUGGGAGAGAGCAGCCAGACACCGGCUCACGCCGGCAUCAGCAAUAAAGGAUGCGCUCCCACGA
This is a messenger RNA of Brienomyrus brachyistius, 963 nucleotides long. RefSeq names its product chromosome 2 C12orf43 homolog (gene c2h12orf43). The transcript has 6 exons. Lineage: Eukaryota; Metazoa; Chordata; Actinopteri; Osteoglossiformes; Mormyridae. The record is from RefSeq and is a predicted model, not a curated record. Bases 28 to 837 code for a protein of 269 amino acids. Gene Ontology annotation, biological process: Wnt signaling pathway; negative regulation of Wnt signaling pathway; Spemann organizer formation.